AAUAUGGAAAGAACAGUUAUAAACCGCUUUGUUAAUUUUGUUAUGCGCAGAAAACAAGUUUGAUUUGAAAGCGCAAGCAGAGCAGAAAAGCAAAUGUCUCAAGCCUCUGCAACUGCACUUGAGCCUUUGAAGUUACACUCACGCAGAUUCACACACACCAUAUCCUUCUUCUCUCUUCCUCCCUUUCCCGCCUUCAACGCCAAACCCUCUCUCACUCUCACACCUCUUCGUCUCUCUCCUUCCCACCCUCCUACUCUCACUCACAUCCUCCCUUCCCGUUUUCGGACACCAUGCACCACGCAAAAAUCAGACAUGAUUUCGCAGCUUGAGAUUGGGAAACCGGAGCCAAUCAAGAAACCCGAGAAGCGAGUCAAUGGAAUAUUCUGGAUCAUACUACUCAACAUUGGCAUAUUCGUUGCUGACCAUUUAUUUCAGGUUAAUGGCAUCAAAUCUCUGUACCUGUACCACAACUGGCCUGCUUGGUACCAAUUUGUCACAGCAACAUUUUGCCAUGCUAAUUGGAAGCAUCUUUCUAGCAACCUUUUCUUCUUGUACAUUUUCGGAAAACUUGUUGAAGAAGAGGAAGGGAACUUUGCUUUGUGGCUUUCUUACAUUCUUACUGGUGUUGGAGCAAACCUUGUUUCAUGGUUGGUUUUACCAAGAAAUACAGUUUCUGUUGGAGCUUCUGGUGCUGUUUUCGGGUUGUUUACUAUCAGCGUCCUUGUAAAGAUGUCCUGGGAUUGGAGGAAGAUCCUUGAAGUUCUAAUUUUGGGUCAGUUUGUAAUAGAGAAGGUGAUGGAAGCAGCCCAAGCUUCAACUUCAUUAUCAGGAACCUUUCGCGGAAGCUACGCAUUGCAGAAUGUCAAUCAUAUUGCUCAUCUUUCUGGUGCUCUUGUUGGUGUUCUCUUGGUUUGGCUCCUAAGCAAAGUCCCUGCUGAUCCCUCAGAACCAUAAUAUAGUUUGCACAACAAAACUGGCCAAACUACAAAUGUGACUUUGCUCAGCUAAUAUUUCAAGUCAGAGUCUAGGUUUUGUUUACCACUUCUGUUGCUGUGGGAUAUUGAUCAUCUAUGUAACAGGAAUGCAUUAAAUUGUAAAAGUGUUGUCUAGUGCUAGCUGCCCUAGGAGAAAAUAAAAGAUCAUUAUCCAAACGGAAAUGCUGUAAAUGAAGGAACAUAACAUAAUUAUUUUAUCGAAAUGAAAUAAAAAUAAAGUGAAUUCAGGUGAACUAAUUAAUUAAA
Messenger RNA from Arachis duranensis, 1241 nucleotides. Its product is annotated as rhomboid-like protein 11, chloroplastic. Gene Ontology annotation, cellular component: membrane. NCBI's taxonomy places the organism in Eukaryota, Viridiplantae, Streptophyta, Magnoliopsida, Fabales, Fabaceae. The record is from RefSeq and is a predicted model, not a curated record. The coding region runs from base 94 to 954 and encodes 286 amino acids. The transcript is spliced from 7 exons. Gene Ontology annotation, molecular function: serine-type endopeptidase activity.